This is a messenger RNA of Amborella trichopoda, 1840 nucleotides long. Its product is annotated as chaperone protein dnaJ GFA2, mitochondrial. Gene Ontology annotation, cellular component: cytoplasm. The record is from RefSeq and is a predicted model, not a curated record. Gene Ontology annotation, biological process: response to heat; protein refolding. NCBI's taxonomy places the organism in Eukaryota, Viridiplantae, Streptophyta, Magnoliopsida, Amborellales, Amborellaceae. Gene Ontology annotation, molecular function: heat shock protein binding; ATP binding.
UUUAUUGGGGUCCUCAUUUAUUCGGCCCUUCAUGCAGCUCUUCCGGCUAAACAAAAGCUACUGCUUCUUUAGGGUCCUCCGGCAUAAACGCUCCGGCGAAAUAAACACGAAGCCCCUUCAUGACCCUUCCUAGUAUCUUUUUUCUCCGUAAUUGCUAGGUUUUAUAGUCACUCGAUCACUGUGUUUUUUAGGGUUUUCUUUUCUGGUGCACAAUUGACAUUCAAUGGCCCGCUCCAAUGGGCUCAGGCUCGUAUACUUGGUCGCUCGAAGGUCCGCUAAUGGCUGCUCAUUCGUAGUCCAACCUUCAAAUCCUUUGAAGGAUGUGACCCGGCAUUGGAGCUCGUGGGCUCGUUCUGGAGCUCGUUCUGGAGCUUGCGGUUGGGGAUUCGAUACUGUCAACCAAAGAAGUGGAGUUUGGGGUCAAGCAAUUCAUGGAAACAGAAAUGCAGCAAUUAGGUUGUUUCAUGCUACAGGAACCUGUUCCAUGCCUGCAAAGGACUACUAUGAAGUGCUUGGAGUGAGCAAAAAUGCUACUGCACCAGAAAUAAAGAAAGCUUAUUAUGCGCUAGCGAAGAAGCUCCAUCCCGAUACAAAUAAAAAUGACGCAGAUGCUGAGAAAAAGUUUCAGGAGGUUCAACGAGCGUAUGAGGUUCUGAAGGAUGAUGAAAAACGAUCCCUUUAUGAUCAGGUGGGUCCUGAUGCAUUUGAACAAGCUGCCGCAGGAGGUGGUCCAGGUGAUCCUGGAUUUGGCAGUGGCGGAUUUGGCUUUGGUUUCGAAGAUAUUUUUGGUGGAGGAAUGAAUGAGGCUUUGAAGAACAUGUUUCAUCAAAAGGCAUUUGGUGGCCAAGAUGUUAAGAUUUCUCUCGAAAUAUCAUUCAUGGAAGCUGUUCAAGGGUGCACAAAAACGGUAACGUUCCAGACUGCUGUACCUUGCGAAACUUGCGAUGGAACCGGUGUUCCUCCUGGAACUAGACCGGAGACUUGUAGGGCAUGUAGAGGUUCUGGAAUGAUAUUUAUGCAAAGAGGUCCUUUUAGGUUGCAGUCGACUUGUUCACAGUGUGGUGGAAGUGGAAAGACUGUUAAGGAAUUUUGCAAGUCAUGCAAGGGGGAUAGAGUGGUAAAGGGAUCUAAGACAGUGAGACUAGAUGUGAUUCCAGGAAUUGAGGAUAAUGAAACUUUGAGGAUUUUUAGAAGUGGUGGUGCUGAUCCUGAAGGCAAUCAACCUGGGGACCUCUAUGUAACCAUCAAGGUCCGUGAGGACCCAGUUUUUCGGAGGGAGGGCCCUGACAUUCAUGUUGAUGCAGUUAUCAGCUUCACUCAGGCAAUUUUGGGUGGAACCAUUCAGGUCCCAACUCUAACCGGAGAUGUUGUUCUGAAGGUUCGUCAAGGCACUCAACAUGGUCAGAAAGUUGUCCUGAAAGGGAAAGGUAUAAAGUCCCGGGGCUCAUCAUUAUAUGGGAAUCAAUAUGUCAAUUUUAGAGUAACCAUCCCGAUGAAUCUGACUCAUAGGCAGCGCAUGCUGAUUGAGGAAUUUGCAAAGGAGGGGCAACAAGGAGAGCAAGAGAGGACUGCAGCUGGGGCGAGUGGAUAAAAUAAUUGAACAACCACCUCUUCUCUAUUAUCCUCUGUUGGCUUGAAAUUUUGUAGGAGUUACAUGAAUACAGAUUGGAGUUUGUAGUUUGUACAAUAAUUUAUCCCUACAUCUUUAUCAGAUGAUAAAUUAAGCUAUUAAAAGGCCUGAUUAUGGCAACUGAGCAUGCAGUCAUUGCAUAGUUAUAUUAAAAAUUGUGUAUAUAAACUUAUCAGGUGGUGGUUGAAGCAUCGGAGGUUCCAAACCGCA